Molecule: messenger RNA, 891 nt
Organism: Aspergillus steynii IBT 23096
Lineage: Eukaryota; Fungi; Ascomycota; Eurotiomycetes; Eurotiales; Aspergillaceae
Product: dihydrodipicolinate synthase family protein
Exons: 1
Coding region: 1-891 (296 amino acids)
Biological process (GO): N-acetylneuraminate catabolic process
Cellular component (GO): cytosol
Molecular function (GO): N-acetylneuraminate lyase activity
Source: RefSeq, a predicted model, not a curated record
AUGGCAGACCUUCACGGCAUCAUGGUGGCACUGAUCACCCCCUUCACCGAUGACCAGACCGCCAUCGACGAGCGUCGUCUCCAAGCGCUCAUCGACCGACUGAUCAAAGCCGGCGUUCACGGCCUCGUUCCCGGCGGAAGCACGGGAGAAUUCACAUCGCUGACCCUUGCCGAACGCAAGCAGCUCACAGAGCUGGUGGUCAAGUACACGGCGGGACGGGUGCCCGUGAUCGCAGGAACCGGAGGUCUGACGACCACCGAGUCUCUCGAGCUCUCUAUCCACGCGGCGCAGGCCGGCGCCUCGGCCGUCAUGGUCGUCCCGCCCUUUUACGACGCUGUGAACCUCAAGGAACUGACGGGCCUGUUGACCGAGAUCAAAGACGCCGCCAAGAUCCCCAUUGUCUUCUACAACAUCCCCUCCGCCACGGGUCUCAAACUCUCCCCGUCCGAACUGGCCAGCCUAUCCAAGGCCGGCGUCCGCUACUUGAAGGACACCUCCGGCGACGGACCGGCCCUGACGGAGUUGCUCUUCGGACUUUCCGACCAGAUCACCGCCUUCAACGGCUGGGACACCCUCACUUUCUACGGCCUGGCGGCAGGCGCGCAGGGCGGCAUCUGGGGCGCGGCGAACAUCAUCCCCGAGCUGGCCGUCGAGCUGUGGGAGACGGUCGCCGUCAAGGGGAAUCUUAAGAAAGGCCGCGAACUGUGGGCCAAGGCCUACCCGAUCUGCAAGUUCCUGGAGUCCCACAACUAUGCGGCGGCCGUCAAGACGGGGCUGGAGCUGACGGGAACCGCGACCGGCGGACUGCGAAAGCCGUUCGUUAUGCUGGAGCCGGAGUUGCAGGCGGAGAUGAAGGCUUUGGUUCAGAAUGCGGGCCUGAAGACUAUCUAG